Messenger RNA from Vitrella brassicaformis, 2837 nucleotides. NCBI's taxonomy places the organism in Eukaryota, Vitrellaceae. The record is from the annotation of a GenBank genome assembly.
GAUCUGCGCGCAAGAAGACCUUACGAGGAUGACCCAACACAGUCUUCGGAACGUACGAGCCAGCAGAUCAGCAGAUGCAGACGCUUCGCACAUGCGUGUACGGCUCUUUCAGUGUUUUGCUUCUCCGGGAUGAACAGUGACAGCUUGACCACGCAAUGCCCUGAGCGAGCCAUCCUCAACCACUUCCAAAGGCCUGCCGCUAUCCUCUGUGAGAGCCUUAAGCCGCUGCAGCAAGAAAUCGCGGCGACCAAGGAGAAGACGGCUCAGCUCAAGACCAAACACCGCAUCGCUGACCUAGCAGCAGCCUGCGGCAACAAGGAGCUGCUGUUGAAUGUGGGCGGCAGUGAGUGGUGCGUCAAGCGGCAGCACAUGACUCAAGGGGAGGGCGUCGAGAACACUCUGCUGGCCGUGCUCUUCUCUGGCAAGUUCGACAACCGACUCAUCAGGGACGACAAGCAGCGGGUGUUCUUGGAUGUCGACUCGGAGGCCUUCAAGACCGUCCACAAGGCCAUCCUGGAGGCGAGAGCCGUCCAGCAGGCCGCUCGAAAGGGCGGGCGGGGGAGAAACGCGGUCUCUUGUCUGCUGACCGAGGCCGACACGCGUGGACACAAGGGUACGCACUCACACACACGCACACACACGCACGCACACACGUGGGCAGCCAGGAAAGUCAGUCGCCUGCAGUGUAUGGCCUGAGUCUGUCUGUAUGUGCGGGUAUAUACAGGAUUGCAUGACUUCUGGGUCAAGAAGCUUCUCGCGCCACACGAUAUCGAGGGCGAUCGCACAAAGUGCCGCGAGAGGGAGCCAUCAGUGACGGCAGAGGGCAUCGGCGAGGAGGCGGGGGAGCUCGUCAGUGCGCUCAACGACGUCCUCAAGGCCUACAGUGACAAGAGGAGCAGCCUCGAGGCAGAGCUGCGGACCGAGAAGAUGCGAGACGAGCAUCUCAACACCGAAUUAGAGGUGAGCGAGAGGCAAUCACUCACCGGAGCUGCCCCAUGGAAUCCAUGCCAUGCAUUCGCUUGUGGUCUGAUUGUCAGCUUGUGAGCUCGUUCCUGGCGCCCCUGGAUGGCGAUGACCCCGUCCUCUCUGUCGAUGUCUGCGGCCAGACCAUUUCGACGUGUCAGUCGACAAUCGACGCCAUGACCGACGAGAUGGCACUCAAGCGACGCAACACUCAAUCACUGUGAGUGGCCUGACCGCACUGCAGAAGACGCAGCAAGCGAAUUAUACCCAGACAAAUGCACCUAAGGUGUUGUGUGUCAAUCACUCAGUUGGGGCAGCUCAGUCCACGACGUCCCCCCCGACCACAUGAGCCGGCUCAUCGACCACCACCGCCGCAAACGACACGGCGCCUCGCCCGCCGAGGCCAACGUGCCGCUGCAGAUGGACAACGCCCGAGAGCAGGCGGCCUUCGAUGUCAACGCGGCCAUGUACGGCGUUGUCAAGACCGGCACACCACACGGCGCGCAGCCAACCAGGUACGCAGAUGGAGAGAACUAGGAGGACCGGUGUUGCGCCAUCGGUUGUCUUUCCUUUCGCUUUGCAGUAACGGUGGGUUCACUGUCACAUCUGGCGUGCGCUAUCGCAUCGUCACGCCCGGCAAAGGUAACGUGCCGGGGGCCAACCAGACCGUCAAGUACGACGAGAUUUGGUGGUCUGAUGGGUUUGACGGCAACGACAAAGCCUACGAUGAGCGUGGGAAGGUCCUUCGCGUGUCGGAUUGGAAUGGCUGGUGGCGUGAGGCAGUGCUGUCGAUGCGCAUUGGGGAGGUGAGGCAGAUCAUCUUGCCUGGUGCAUCCGCCCGCUACGUUCAGCUGCGCUUGGUCAGCAUAGUGUAGAGAGAAUAUGAUGUGCCCGUCACCCACUCCCUGGGGGCUGUCUGCCUGGGUCCCUCGAUGUUCAGUGAGGAGCGAAUGGUUCUUACCUGGCGUGUACGACUGGCUUGUGUGUGUGUGUGUGUGUGUGUCGCUUUCCUACUUGACCCCCCACACACACACGUGUGUCCCGUGUGAGCGCGUGAACGUUGCGGCGUCCAUAUUUGUGUGGGCGGGCGUGUCGCCCCUCCUCUUGUCACCGAUGCCCCGCCCCUUGGCUGUCUGGUCGUCUUUUUCGUGACCGUCGUGUGUGUUGUCUGAGUGGCUGUGUUGCCGCUCUCUGAUACGAGGGAUGAGCCGUGUCGGGCGGGGAUGUGUAGAUACGCAUUUAUCACAAGUGUAUAGAGAGGAGAGGGGGCUGGAAGCGGCGGCGGGGUCGGUCAAGUAGCCUUGUGCAACAUGUUUGUGUCCGUGUCGCCUCUCUCUUCGGGGUCCCCCGUUGCAUCCCCGAUUGUGUGCAUUGCGUCGGUUUUGGUCGGAGGAUUGAGUGUGUUGUAGCUUUUGUCAGCCGUGUCAGUAUGUCGGUGUGUGUCACGAUGCAUCGUGCGACGUGUGAGGCGGUGGAUUGAUCUUUCUCACUGUUUUGAUGGCUGUGUGCCGUUUCUCUCUCUGUGGUGACUGGGCUAUCUGGCAGUCGGUGGGACGCUCACAGCCUCUUUUUGAGUGUCCAUGUGUGUGCCCGGUGUGUGGUGUGAAGACAGAGGGCAGCGCAGAAAAGGCCUUUUUUCCCUUCCUGUCGCGCCUUCUGUGGUGCAUCCAUCCACCUAUUGGCUGUCGGCGGUCAGUCGCUGAAUGGAGCGAGAUAUGUGCCAGAGACUUUGCCUGGUGCUGCGUGUGUCUAUUGAUCCCAUUCGUGUGUGGUGUGGAUGGCAAAAGGAGAUGUGUAUGGGUUGACUCUCCCUUUCAAUGUGUCGACUCUCUGCGUCUGUCUGUCUGUGUCUGUCUGUCUGUCUGUGUGAGAGA